CACUUCCCGGUCCUGACAAUUUGAAUUCUCAUUUAGUUUCUCUCUCAGUCUCUCAAGAGUGUUCACAGAAAGAAAAAUCCGCCAUUUGCAAAGGAGAAGAGAAGAGGAAGAAACAAUGAAGAGCAAAAAACCCAUGAGUAUGAUGCAGCUCAAACUCUCUGUUCCUGCUCAAGAAACCCCUGUUACCAACUUCCUAACUGCUAGUGGGACAUUUCAAGAUGGAGAUCUAUUGUUAAAUCAGAAAGGGCUUAGAUUGAUCUCUGAAGAAAAUGAAACUACUAGGAAAUCAGAUGCGAAAGAGUUCGACAUACAAUUUGUGUUGGAAGAUUUAGAGACAAUCAAAGUUAUAGGGAAAGGAAGUGGUGGAGUUGUACAACUUGUUCGGCAUAAAUGGGCUGGAACAUUGUUUGCUCUGAAGGUUAUUCAGAUGAAUAUUCAAGAGGAGGUUCGUAAACAAAUUGUGCAAGAAGUGAAAAUAAAUCAAGCAUCACAGUGUCCUCAUAUUGUUGUUUGUUACCAUUCGUUCUUCCACAAUGGGGUUAUUUCGUUGGUGCUUGAAUACAUGGAUCGCGGGUCUCUAGUUGAUGUAAUCAAGCAAGUCAAAACAAUACUUGAACCUUAUCUUGCAGUUGUUUGUAAGCAGGUUUUACAAGGACUUGUUUACUUGCAUAAUGAAAGGCAUGUGAUUCAUAGGGAUAUAAAGCCCUCCAACCUGUUGGUAAAUCAGAAAGGUGAGAUAAAGAUAACCGACUUUGGUGUGAGUGCGAUGCUUGCUAGCUCCAAGGGUCAGCGGGAUACAUUUGUUGGCACUUACAACUAUAUGUCGCCUGAAAGGAUUAGUGGAAGUACUUACGAUUACAGUAGCGACAUCUGGAGUUUGGGCAUGGUAAUACUCGAGUGUGCCAUAGGUCGUUUUCCUUACAUACAAUCUGAAGAUCAAGGUUCUCCUAAAUUUUACGAGCUUUUGCAAGCUAUUGUUGGAAAGCCACCACCUUCUGCUCCACCAGAUCAGUUCUCACCUGAGUUCUGUUCAUUUAUAUCAUGCUGCAUACAAAAGGAUCCUCGUGACAGAAUGUCAUCUACAGACCUUUUGAGCCAUCCAUUCAUCAAAAAGUUUGAGGACAAAGACAUUGAUUUGGCCAUUCUUGUUGGUAGCUUGGAACCUCCUGUCAACUUCCCGAGAUGAGUUUGUGUCUCUGACGAUCGGUCAAUCUCUGGAUAUCAGAAAAAGCCAAGGCACAUAAUGAACAAGCUUGUAAGGCAUUUCAGCGCUGAAAGAUAGCAGCUUGUCAGAAUCGGAAAUCUUAUUCAUUCUGGCCAUCCACUGGAUAGUAAAAUGCUUUAAGCUAAGAUAAUGCAUUGCACUAUAGAAUCAUGCUGGUAAAUUAGAAAAAGUAUUGUAUGCGAGUAAUGUUGUAUUUGUAAGAACGGUUUUCAUUUUAUUUUCUAUUCAAGGCAUAUAUGGUAAAGACUAAUUUCUAUAAAUAAAAAUUCUCAAAUUUCUUGUUA
This is a messenger RNA of Papaver somniferum (opium poppy), 1509 nucleotides long. RefSeq names its product mitogen-activated protein kinase kinase 6-like. Gene Ontology annotation, biological process: protein phosphorylation. Gene Ontology annotation, cellular component: cytoplasm. The transcript has 8 exons. The record is from RefSeq and is a predicted model, not a curated record. Gene Ontology annotation, molecular function: ATP binding; protein serine/threonine kinase activity. Bases 116 to 1186 code for a protein of 356 amino acids. NCBI's taxonomy places the organism in Eukaryota, Viridiplantae, Streptophyta, Magnoliopsida, Ranunculales, Papaveraceae.